Messenger RNA from Vollenhovia emeryi, 1272 nucleotides. RefSeq lists its product as uncharacterized. Bases 1 to 1272 code for a protein of 423 amino acids. Lineage: Eukaryota; Metazoa; Arthropoda; Insecta; Hymenoptera; Formicidae. Gene Ontology annotation, molecular function: nucleic acid binding. The record is from RefSeq and is a predicted model, not a curated record. The transcript is spliced from 2 exons.
AUGCCAGAAGUGCUGAAACGGAAGAAAGCCGUGAUCAAUGUACGAUCAAAGGACAAUGCAUGUUUCGCGUGGUCGGUGGUCGCUGCUCUGCAUCCAGCUGAAAGGCAUGUGGAACGGAAAUCGUCGUAUCCGCAUUACAGCGACGUGCUAAACCUGCGAGACAUUAGCUUUCCAAUGACACUCAACCAAGUGAAAAAAUUUGAACAACUGAACAAUAUUUCCAUCAACGUAUACAGCGUCGAGAAGAAGAAGGAAUGCACAGUCGUACCGCUACGAGUUACCGAUGAGAAGAAGGAGAAGCACGUGAACCUUUUAUACCUACAAGAUCAGGAAGAUGCUGAAGUGGGCCACUUCGUCUGGGUAAAAAACUUAUCCCGCCUCGUCAGUUCUCAACUCAGCAAGAAGGAGCACAAAAAGCACAUUUGCGAUCGAUGUUUGCACUACUUUAGCUCCAACAUCAAGUUGCAAGCUCACAUUGUGGAUUGUGGAGAGAUGAACGACUGCGCGAUCAGAUUACCGAGUGAGGACGACAAGUGGCUAACCUUCAAAAAUUACAACAGGAAGGAACGCGUACCGUUUGUCGUAUACGCCGACUUGGAUUGCACUCUGGAGAAGAUGGACAAGGAUUCGGUAACGUCUAGAUAUGCAUAUCAACAUCAUGAAGUAUUUAGCGUCGGAUAUUACGUGCGUUGCUCGUACGACGAUUCAUUGUCCACAUACCAAUCUCGUCGCGAUAAAGAUUGCAUCACGUGGUUCGUCGAGCAACUCAAAGUGUUAUCACAACAUGUAAAAGAAAAGUUGUCCAAUAAUGUCCCAAUGGAAAAUUUGUCGAAGGAACAGUGGAUGGCAUACCGUAGCGCGACGCAUUGCCACAUAUGUCAAAAACCGUUCGCACUGGGUGAUGAUAAAGUACGCGAUCACUGCCAUUUGACCGGAAGAUAUAGAGGUCCCGCGCAUUCGAACUGUAAUUUAAAUUAUAAAAAUUUAUAUUGUAUUCCUGUAGUCUUCCACAAUUUAUCCGGUUACGAUUCGCAUUUCAUUAUCAAAGAAAUAGCUACGGCGUACGAAGGACAUGUAGAAUUGCUUCCAAUUACGAAGGAAAAAUACAUUUCCUUCACCAAACAUAUCACAGGCAUCGCUGAAAAAUCAGUUUGGCGAAAUCGUAUGAAAUUGCGAUUCAUCGAUUCAUACAAAUUUUUAACUGCCAGUCUCGACAAACUAGUGUCUCUUCUCAGCAAGGAUAAUUUGAAAAUUACACGUUCAAUUUUUUAA